This is a messenger RNA of Spodoptera exigua (beet armyworm), 4186 nucleotides long. The record is from the annotation of a GenBank genome assembly. Lineage: Eukaryota; Metazoa; Arthropoda; Insecta; Lepidoptera; Noctuidae.
GAUUAAUCUGCCAAUCUGACAUUUAUUUGACAACACAAAUUUUGGAAGUUCUGCAUUGUAUCCGCAAUACUUAUUUGGGAUCAAUUCUAAUUGAAUCCAAUAAAAAUAAAUUAAUACGUUUAAUUAUAAGUAUGCAGUAUUAAAUAAGAAGUCUCUGAAUUGACUUCUGUAAUUCUCAAUUCAAAUAAGUUUUAUGAAGAAAUAAGAAGUUAAGAUGUCGGAUAAGUUGUUGACGCUGGGUCAGCGGGUGAUGGUGGUUGGUAAAGACGUGAAAGGUUCCGUCGCUUACGUAGGGCAUCCCACCUUUGCAACUGGUAAAUGGAUCGGAGUUAUUCUCGACGAACCGAAGGGAAAAAACAAUGGAACUGUUCGAGGACACGCUUAUUUUACGUGUGAAGAGAACUACGGAGUGUUUGUUCGACAAACCCAGAUCCAGCUACUGGAUUCAGAAGACCAUCCGAUGGAAACGUCCAUGACGACUUCAUCUGAGGAGACGAAGACUCCCGCUACCAACAGAAGGUUAAGCAGGGUGCGACGGAAGGCGUCACCGGCGCAGAAUAAGGCGGGAACUCUGUCUAUGUCGAGCUCGAGGACCAGUUUGGCAAGCAGUCGACAAAGUUUGACUUCCUAUGCAUCCCCCACGACGGAGAGGGCCGCGUCGCCGGAGCAAAAGAGGGCUUCGUUUGUUGAGACUGGUUUCGUGGAAACUCUGACUCCUCAGUACACUCCUGGCCAAAGCAUCACGUCGCCGCAGCCAGCGUCGUCCAGCAUGGAGGAUAAGAUCGCCAAUAUCCAGGCUCAGCAGGAGAUAACAAAUCUGAAGGCAGAAGUGGAAGAUUUGAAGGAGAAGCUGGAGACUAUAAAAGUCCGUCGAGCGGAAGACAGGGAGAAGCUCAGAGAAUUGGAGAGAGUACGUCUUCAGCUGGACCAGGCUAAUGAGUUCAAGGCCAAGAUAAUGGAGUCCCAGGCUCAGUUGCAGAGGGAUCUGCAGAGGGCCAAGCAGGAGGUACGCGAAGCUCAAGAAGCCCUGGAAACCCAUAACGACGAAACAGCAGAGUUACAAGAGGCAGCAGAAAUGGCAGCUCUUGACAAGGAGAUGGCGGAAGAAAGGGCCGAAGCUCUUCAGAUGGAACUGGAACAGUGCCGGGAGAAGCUGGAGGAAGCUACCCUCGAUCUGCAGCUGAUGAAGGCGGAAAUGGAAGCCGGAGGGAAUAUACAGCACCCGUACGCAGAAGGGGGCGCCACUGGCUACGAGAUGAGACAGCUGCAACAACAGAACGUGAGACUUCGAGACACGCUCGUGAGACUUCGAGACUUGUCGGCGCAUGAUAAGCAUGAAAUGCAAAAGAUGCAUAAGGACUUGGAACAAUACAAAUCGGAGAUAGCAGAACUCAGUAGGACUAAAGAGAAGCUGUCUCUCAGAGUCGAUGAGUUGGAGGCUCAGGUAGCUGACCUUCGGGAGCAGGUGGACGCUGCGCUUGGGGCAGAGGAAAUGGUGGAACAGCUGGCUGAGAAGAAGAUGGCUUUGGAAGACCAGGUGGAACAGUUAAAACAAGAUGUCUCCGAGUUGGAAGCUUUGCAGGAGGUCCACGAACAGCUGGUGGAGUCCAACAGGGAACUGGAGAUGGACCUUCGGGAGGAGUUGGAAAUGGCACACGCUAAUACUAGAGAGGCCAUAAGAGAAAGAGAAGCAGCCUUGGAAACCAUCAUGGAUCGAGACUCGACGAUCCUCAAGUUCAGGGAGCUAGUUCAGAAGAUGACUGAACAGUACAACGAGACCAGGGCGCAGCUCGAGUCCAAACAGGGCUCACCAGCCCCAUCAGAACAGGAGUCCACUCCGGAACCAGUCUCCCGGACCUCACCGCCAAUGGACCUCGGUUCCCUGGUCCACGCGUCCAGGGCUUCGACAAGGUCUAUUGACCUUCAGCUCAGGGCUUUAGACCUGACUCAAGCGAGGGCUAGAGCUGAUAUGUUGGCUGCUUGCUUGCCUGACCACUUUAUGGCGACUUCUGGUGAUCAUGACGCGAUUCUGCUGAUACUCUUACUGCAAAGAUUAAACACGAAGGCAGACAUCAUUCUUGGACAAAUCAGGGAGAAGUUCCCACCAGUGAACGUGUGGGACAGAGAGGUCGUGACUAAGACUCAUACCGCAGUUCAGUACAGCUUCCGCUGCCAACUAGAAUACCAGCUCCAUAUGAUACAGUGCGUAGUAUGUAUGUGGACGGCGGCAUUGGACAGUUGUCCGCCGGAACUAUUGCUCCGCGCGGCGUCCGCCCUCCCUGACGCGGCGCAGCAAGAACGGGCCUUAGAUGCCCUCACACAGCUGCUCAAGUCCAACGAACUGGAUGAGAACUGCGCCCUGGAUGGUGUCGAGCGUGUAUGGACGUAUUUAACGGCCAUGUGGGGAGCCCUAGGGCUGGGCGUGGUGACGGAAGCCCAGGUGGCUCGAGAACCUUUACUCCACGCCUGCAGCGCUCUGGAUGCCCUCGCCAGGGCUUUGCAUGCUGACGCAUCCGCGCUCACGCAUAUCCUACAGCAAUCGGACCGUCAACAAGAGCUAGGCGUCCUCCACGAGGCCGUAUGCGCGUCCAGCGCGACCCUACAGCAACAGCUCAAGUCGGUCAGGCGCCGUCUGCCCCCUGGAGUCAAGCUGCACGCUGUGCCCCUGGAUCCUCAGUUAGUGGAACGUCUCCGCGGCGAGUGCGCGAGCUCGCUAUGGCGUUGUUCCCGCGCGACGUGGCUGGCGGCGCGCGCCGCCUGCGCCUGCGCAGCGACGGCGGGCGAGCGAGCCGACGGCGCGCCGCUACCUCACGCCGCGCUACACACGCUCUGGGCCGCCGCCGUCGACAAAAUAUACCAACAGGACGACCACGGCCCCGUACGUACGAUAAAGCACUCGCUGGCGGCCGUAGCGGCCGAUGUCAACAAGUUGGCGACCUUCGCGCAAGACAAGGAAUAUGAUAUGAUGUCACUGACUAACGUACAGUCGGAGAAGCCGAUUCCACCCGUGGUGAUCAGAGCUCAGCUGGUGAAGAAGCAGCUGGAGGAAACGAAGAGCCUCACCAUCAAGCUGGAGAACAAGGAGGCUGAUAUCAGGGAACUGAGGAAGGCUCUCAAGGCCAAACAAGAGGAGUUAUCGGAGAUGACGAUACGCCGCGAGCUGGGCGAACGCAAGCUGUCUACAGCCGCGAGGGACGCCGAACUCAGGGCAGAGCAACUACAGCGCAGGCUGGAGGACGCUCAUAAUCAACUAAAGAGAAAAGAGAAAGAAUUCGAAGAGACGAUGGACCAUUUGCAGCAAGAUAUCGAUUCUUUGGAGACUGAACGUGGCGCUCUCAGGGAGAAACUGAAGCUGUACGCCAAACGAGGGGGCACGCAUCAUGAGGAAACACCGGUGAAGGUGACUGCCGGCAUCGCCGCGGGAGAAGUCAACGAGGCUCUGCAGCAUCAAAUCAAGGUUUUGAGCUGGACUGUCGAACGCGAACGCGCAGCCCGAGUAUCGGCUUGUCGCAAGGCGGAGCGUGCAGCUUUAAGGGCGCUUCGCCCCCUGGAGCACCCUGCGUCCCCGGCCGCCACGGCGCGACGUCACGCCGCCGCCCAGUUGGAGAGAGACCUCGCUAAGUUGCAGACUGAAUGGACGAUGUUCGUGGCUCGGUCGGGUCUUGUAAAGUUCCCCUCGGAGCCCGGCCAGUAUGCACACGCGUUGCAACUGCACAAGGACAGACAAAGGGAGCUCAGGAGGCAACUUGAGACUCGGCUAGCCGCGCUGCAAGCCGAGGUCCGCCAGCAGUUGCUGAUCCACCGACCGUGGCGCUGCGUUGAGGCCGACUUCGCCGAGUUCCCGGCGCCUGAGCUCGCCGCGGUGCUAUCGUCGAAAUCUGUGGACAUUGGUACAAUCAAAUAUCCAGCGCCAUCUACCGGACAGGCGGAAGACACGAUCUUCGUGACUCCUGCGCAACUCGCCAAGCUUCGCGAACUGGUCACCGAACUCCAAUCGGAUGACGUGAAGCUGGAACUUCUGCCACUGGACAACACCGUGUGUGCCGCAUAAAUUUGUGGGUAGUCUGAGAAAAACAUAUUAAGUUAGAGUGAGAUGGAAUAUGUAUGAGCGAGACGCAGCUAUCUAUUUAUUAUUGUUGAAAUAUUGUCGCACUUUUUCUGUAUUGUUAAUAUAGACAGUUUUUCU